This is a messenger RNA of Acaulospora colombiana, 1103 nucleotides long. NCBI's taxonomy places the organism in Eukaryota, Fungi, Glomeromycota, Glomeromycetes, Diversisporales, Acaulosporaceae. The record is from the annotation of a GenBank genome assembly.
ACGCAGAAGUAGCGAGCGUUGGCGUUUUUGCAUUCACUACAAACGAGCGCUCGUCCAAAACCAAACUCGCUCUCAAGCCAACUCGGCGGCUAUCUGCCGUCACCCAGUCAAUCCUACAGCCCAGCAAACUUGUCUCCUCUGGUCCCAAAUCCACAAGCAACAAGAUGCCCCUCUCUGUCAUCGUCCCCGACAAUCCUCUCGCCUCCCAUGCAAAGGAACAAUCGAUACUCCACUACAGAGAGCUAUCGUACCCACUCGCUGAAGAAGACUUGCAUGCCCUGCGCCAGAUGAGGCUGGCCAGUGGAACGUACUAUGACCGCAUCCCAACGUGGCUUUCCGAACUCGACUUGUCCUUCAUCCUCAACACCCCGCUCACGUCCAGACCCCCUCCCAACCGCAUCAUCUCAGCUGGACUCGGUGACGGCUCGGACGAAGAUCUCGUUCAUCCCCGUCGUGCUCCCCCGACCCCGCCCCCCACGCCACCCGUCCUCAUCGCCAUGGUCUGCUUACUAAAAGUAAACCCCUCAGAUCCGUCCCUAGCCUCCAUCUCCACCAACCGCUUCGAACUCACCUCUCUCUGGAUCUACCCCGCCUACCGUGCCCUCCGUCUCAACCACAAUACCAACUCCAGUGCGACCAUUGGCACCACAAUCAUAACCGAGAUGGAGCGCCAGGCAGCGCUUCGCGGUGCCGAAUAUGUCACUUUCAAUACCACAGCAGGGGCAAACCAGACUCUCAAGACAUUCGAACGCAUCGGCUACAGGGAAUACAAACCCCGUGAACACCGAUACUCCAUCACUGAUGUUGUCAACGUCGGCCUUCCGGGCAGUGUCGAAUCAACCCUCGCCGCCUUUUUUGAAAAACGCGUCAAGGGCUCUCUUUUGGAUACCUCAGAGGACACUAUAUCUGCAUACGACGGACCCAUAACACUGUUUUCCUAUACUCUCCCAUGUCUAUCUAUACGAUUGACCUUGCCUGAGCAAGUCCUUUUGAGAGCGCUGAAUAUGAAAUACGUUUGUUCUAGCCUCUUCCCUGACACAGCCGUAAGGAGGUCGUGUGCCGAUGGACGAGCUCGUAACGGUUCAAAUGCGAUGGCGUGCUGA